CCGGAAAAGUUCAACUAUGACCAGUACCGAUACCAGGUGUUUGCCAGGCCACAUAAUAUCGGCCCGCUCGACUACAGCCCAGCACACGGUAUCCCGGACAAGCAGUACGUGGAGCCGACUACCGACGUGCGGGCACUGAGGCAGACAACCUACAUCCCCGUGGUACCCCAUAAACCUGGCGGGGUCACGGAAUACACCUUUCCCAUGACCCCUCAGACCAUGAAUGACCCAGAUGUGACCACCGCCUGCUGUGUUCCAGUGAUCCCCUGCAACCCGGGCUUCCAGAACCUGACCUCGCACGUGAAAUCUGACCCCAACCACAUGUGUCAGACCUACAACAGCUGCGACCAGCCCCAGCAGGUCGGUCCUCGCAGAGUGAACAUCGACUCGGAAGUUGCUCGGACUCAAGAACUUCAAGGACAUCCAGGGCAGGCGUAUGGAAUGCCCGCUUCGGCGCCCAAUUACAUGGUGCCACCAUCCAAUCAGCCGGGCGGGUCCUGUCUAGGUCUGCCUGACACCUUCCCUGAACCGCGACAGCGAUAUGGGGCUCCCCCGCCCCCGCCGAUACACCCACCCCACUUCACCGAGGGGCCGUCCGGGGGUCAAGGCUGUAUGGUUCAUGACGCCUACACUCUGGGCCUGGAUGUCAUGCAAGACGGCGUUAAUCCCCAACACGGCCAAGGAGCUGCUUUUACCAGUGUCAAGAGUCUCCGGUACCAAGAUCGAGUUAACAGGGCAGUCACCGCAUGUUCAGAAAGUCAAGAGAACCGGAUUAGGCGCCUCAAAUCGAUGUAUGGCGCCUUCGGAUCUUACCUCAUCGCCAACCCAUAUACCCGAAGACAUCUAGAAGGGGUCAGGGACACCAUCUCUACACAAGGUAAUGGAUUCCGCUGGAGCUAUCCGAAGUUUGAAAACCAACAGUGCUACAUUGUCGAGCGGAACCCUCGUUGCUAA
Molecule: messenger RNA, 954 nt
Organism: Candidula unifasciata
Lineage: Eukaryota; Metazoa; Mollusca; Gastropoda; Stylommatophora; Geomitridae
Source: the annotation of a GenBank genome assembly